This is a messenger RNA of Paramecium sonneborni, 1517 nucleotides long. The record is from the annotation of a GenBank genome assembly. NCBI's taxonomy places the organism in Eukaryota, Ciliophora, Oligohymenophorea, Peniculida, Parameciidae.
AUGAAUAUUUCAAAUCAAAAUUCAUUGAGUGGCUUAUUAUCAUCCGAAUGGGAGGAACUUAUAAUAGAAAAAAAAGUUGACUUUUUUAAUAACAACUUAGAAAGGCUUGAGAAAAUAAAAAUUCAAAUUAAAUUUACCUAAGAUCAUUAAAUUAUAUAUUAUAAAGAUGGAGCAAUUCUGAGAGUGUAAAUAUUAUUUAUAUGAUAAAAAAGAGAAUAUUUUCAUUCACGAAAGAAUCCGGAUAUAUUUAAUAAUAUGGAACAAAUCCAAAAUCUUUCAUGGUAAGGUUAAUAUAAUUAGAAAAAAAAGAAGGAUGGCAAAUGGAUUGCUUUUUGGGAUGGAAAUAUUCUAAAAGAUGUUUUUGGAUAUUAUAAGAACGGCUAAAAGUAAGGGUUAUGGAAAUAUUUAUUCAAAAAUUAUAGGAAGUAAGUUAUCUACAUUUCUUGUUAUAUUUAGAAAGGAUCAGAUUUUUGAAACAGGGGAAUACUUGAAUGAUUUUAGAAUAGGAAAAUGGAAUUAUUUGUAUAAUAAUGAGAACAUGUAUUUAUUGUUAGAAUAUUUAGAGGUGGUGGGUUAUACAAUUUUAAAGGGGAAAAGAUUGGUAACUGGAUUGUUUUGGAUGAAGGGUUUUUUUAUUUUGCCUAAGUCACAUAUCAUGGAGAGUAUAAUAUGAAAGGUGUGAAGGUGGGUAAAUGGGAUAUUAGUUAUUGUGAUUGUGGAUAGAACAAAUAUAAAAUAAUGUAAAUAUUAUAAAAGCAUAGGUGCAAAUUACUUUAGUGGUGGUGGAUCAUAUGGUUAGGAAUAGAUUAAGAUUGGAAGAUGGGUAGAGUUGUUGGAGGGAUUUAAUAGAGAUUUUUUAAUCACUUAUAAUGGUGUAUAUAAUAUGAAAGGUAUGAAAAUUGGUAGAUGGGAUAUUUGUUAUAAAUAGUACGAUGAGCAUGAAGAUGGAAAUGAAGAAGCAGAGUAUGAAUUAAUGUAAAUAUUAUAAAAUUAUUGGUGAUAAUAAUAUGUUAGUGGUGGUGGAUCAUAUGAUUAAGGAGUGGGUGAUAUUAAGAUUGGGAGGUGGGUAGAGUUAUUGAAGGGCUUUAAUAGAGAUGCCUAAGUUACUUAUAAUGGUGAAUAUAAUUUCAAAGGUAUGAAGAUAGGUAGAUGGGAUAUUUGGUUAGAUUGGGAAGGAAAUAGAUAAAUGUAAAUAAAAUAUAAGUCUAGUCAAUAAUAUCUUAGUAUUGGUGGUUCAUAUCGUUAUGAAGAGGAUUAGAUUAAGAUUGGGAAGUGGGUGGAAUUGGAUGAGAAAUUUUACUGGAAUAAUCCUGUCACUUAUAAUGGAGAAUAUAAUAUGAAAGGUAUGAAAAUCGGUACGUGGGUUACAAUGGAUGUAAGAGAAGGGUAUGAGUAUACUCGUAAAGAAAUAAAAUACGAUAGUUGAAUUAUAUUUUAUACAAAAAUGUAAAAAUUUAAAUAUAAAGAAAAUGACAUGAAAUAAGUUAAUAUUUUAUUUACUGUUUACUUGAUGGGUA